UCAUUUCGCUUGUACCUCUUCAUUGACUCCGGACUGUGUCAUUAUAUUUUCUUCAUUUUUAUCGCCUUUAAAAAUAAAAACUUAUAAGUAUAUUAUUAUUUUUAUUAACUACUCUAACGUACCUAAAUGUUGUUCAUAACACUACAAUAUAUUCCGAAGUAGAUGAAUGAAAUGAAAUAUAUAACGRUCAGUGAUUAAUGUUGUUUUUAUGGUUUUUCCUCGUAGCAUAAUUCUACUUUGGUAAGUAAACGCCACCGUCUUGAAGAUAUGGAUACGUCCUCAGAUUCGGACAGCGCACUUUCACCUGGCGAUUACGAUCAAGUGUCGUAUAACGCGGCGGCCGCGAUGACUGGUUACGACGACUCGGCGAUCAUCAAGUCUCCGUCUAGACACUCAGAGUCCUCGGACAGUGGUAGYGAUGUCGCGGAACCACGUGGCGCCUUGGCCCAUCACAAGUUCUCCAUAGACCGUAUCCUAGGCCGAUUCAAUGGUAAUGAUKCUACCGCCACGACGGCCAUCGACUCCUGUCCAGAAACAUCAGACCCUGACAAUCGUCACCAAAAAGACUUGGCGUUGCGUGGCGUAGAUAACAUCGCGGAACUUAACGGUCAUAACUUUCCUUACUCGUCGUUGCUGUAUGGCGGGUGGUUUGCUGYUGCGGCUGCUGCAGCGGUAGCUAACAAGACACCACCGUCYCAUUUAUUCGGUCUUCAGGGCUGCUUAGAAAAAACUCGGAGACAUUCUCUCAUUGUCGAUCGUCGAGAAACAUUAAUGUCUAUUGAAACACAGCACUAUAUUAAGGGACGAUUAAAAGUGGCAUGA
This is a messenger RNA of Diuraphis noxia (Russian wheat aphid), 822 nucleotides long. RefSeq lists its product as uncharacterized. Gene Ontology annotation, molecular function: DNA binding; DNA-binding transcription factor activity, RNA polymerase II-specific. Lineage: Eukaryota; Metazoa; Arthropoda; Insecta; Hemiptera; Aphididae. The record is from RefSeq and is a predicted model, not a curated record. Gene Ontology annotation, biological process: regulation of DNA-templated transcription.